GUUCGAGAUCGGUAAUUAUGGUGAAUCAAACAUUGCUGAUUGAAACUCAGAAAAACAGGGAAAAACCGCAAACGACGGCGUUCGCGCUCCCAGGUUUGUUGUUUCUUCUUCAACGCCGGCGUUCUCUGUCUAUCGAAAGUCGAUUCCUUUUUUGUUUGUUUGGUUUCUGCGUUGAGAUUGAGAAAUGCGAUCAUCUUUGCGGCUUCUAGUUGGGCCUUUAUCGCAGAGCCGGCGAGGGUUUUGUUCGAGCUCCGAUAAGAUCGUAGCUUCGGUGCUUUUCGAGAGACUGCGCGUUGUGAUACCCAAACCGGAUCCUGCUGUUUACACUUUUCAGGAGUUCAAAUUCAACUGGCAACAGCAGUUUCGUCGUAGAUACCCGGAUGAGUUCUUGGACAUAGCUAAGAACAGAGCCAAGGGUGAAUACCAAAUGGACUAUGUUCCUGCUCCUAGAGUUACAGAGGCUGACAAGAAAAACGAUAGGAAGUCAUUGUAUAGAGCUCUUGACAAAAAAAUGUAUCUUCUCAUCUUCGGCAAGCCAUUUGGAGCUUCUAGCGACAAACCCGUGUGGCAUUUCCCGGAGAAAGUCUACGAUUCUGAGCCAACUCUUCGCAAGUGCGCAGAAUCUGCUUUGAAGUCAGUCUUAGGAGACCUCACUCACACAUACUUUGUUGGAAACGCUCCAAUGGCUCACAUGCUCAUACAACCUACAGAAGAAACGCCUGAUCUGCCAUCUCACAAGAGGUUCUUCUUCAAGUGCAGUGUAGUAGCAGCAUCGAAAUACAACAUAAGUAACUGCGAGGAUUUUGUUUGGGUGACGAAAGACGAGCUUUUGGAAUUCUUCCCUGAGCAAGCUGAUUUCUUCAGCAAGAUGAUCAUUAGCUGAGUCACACUCACACUAGAACAACUCCUAUUUGAUUUCCCUUCUUCAUCACCACCUUCUGGUUUUAGACAAGUUAAUCUAUAGACAUAGUGUUGGUGUGUGUAAGUUCUCUGUAAUAACCUGACCAGACCAUGUCUCUGGUUUUUUAUGAAUAAAUUAUUAUUUUUUGGUUGACAUCAGAAGUAGUUGAAUGUAGUUUGGCUUCUUUCUCAUCCUUUUUAUACAUCAUCUCGUCUUCGAUUA
This is a messenger RNA of Thlaspi arvense, 1123 nucleotides long. Lineage: Eukaryota; Viridiplantae; Streptophyta; Magnoliopsida; Brassicales; Brassicaceae. The record is from the annotation of a GenBank genome assembly.